Messenger RNA from Rotaria socialis, 1548 nucleotides. Lineage: Eukaryota; Metazoa; Rotifera; Eurotatoria; Philodinida; Philodinidae. The record is from the annotation of a GenBank genome assembly.
AUGAGAGACUGGAAUACAGAAGACAUUAUUAUUGAUGUUAAUAAAGCCUACGUUCUUCGACGCAUAGGUAAAUAUUCGCCAAUUGUUGCAGAGAAAAUUAUCCACACAUUUAUACCUCUCGAUAAUCUCUGUGUUGGAUCUCCAAAUACAGAUGUUUGCGUAUAUGCUUCACUGCCGCUAAAGACGAAUGUGGUGCAACUAGCUACUAUUGUGGCACCAAGUCAUACGAUUCAGACUCGAUCGUUAUACGAGACAGAUAGAUUGUCGAGCUUAAUUGGCAAAGAUAUGAGACGAAUUCUCGCGCAGCAUCAUCCAGACGAAAUGAUUAGGAAUACAAAAUCAAUCGUGCAUUACAUUGAUGAUAAAUUUUAUUAUACAAAGAAUGAAGAAAGAGAAUUGAUAACGCCAAUUGUCAAUACUUCCUAUAUUUAUUCCGGUUUUUCUCGUAUUCGUCCAACAUUAAUUGAAUUAGUACUUAAACAAAUAAAUGCGAACAAAAUUGGUGUAGAAUAUUUACCUUAUCUCGAUUUAAAACGAUUUCUAGAAGCCGCAUAUACAACUAUUGACACCUCAUACACGAUUUCCAAUACGCAGGAAGCCUUGGAUGAUUUUAUUCAACUUAUUAUAGGACAAUCAAUAUUUGCAUUACGUUACUGUUCUAUAGAUAAAAGAACUACAGUUGAAAUUCAACCAUGUAUGGUUAUGUCAACAGUGUUCUCGCACAUUCGUAACGAUGCUGCACACAUAUAUUUUAUCUACCAAUUGAUUCCUUUAUCAGUUAUGAACAAUAAUACUAUUUAUAGCUACACAAAUCUUCCAAAACUAAUAGGAAUCAAUGUGAUCGAUGGUAAACUUAUUGUGUGGAAAAAAGAUUCAGACUUGAAUGAUUGUACAUUUACACCUAUAUUUCAAUGCAAAAAAUUACCUGUUUUUAUUUCAUCAUCGAAAUCUUCGUGCCUAUCACAGUUGUUUGACGAUGAACAAUCCAUUGCAAAUAUGUGUGAGAUUAGUCGGUCGAACAACAUUAAUGAAAAUUUUAUUCAGAUUGAUAAUGACGUCUGGCAAUUCAACGCGAUCCAGAAAACGGAAUACUGUGAAUUUGAUAUAGAUGCAAGUAAUGUCAAACAAAAAAUUUUCUUAAAUAAAGCAGCGAUUGUACGUUUUCCAUGCAAUAAGACGAUUACGUGCACCAGUUCUACACUACAAGCGACAUCAUGUAAGGAUCAUCGAAUUUUCAUAAAAUCUGAUGCUCAACCAGGCAUUCAAUCUCAAUCUCAUUUCGUUUUGCCCUUAAAGAAUAUGACACAAGCAAUCAUCACAUCGUACCAAUCACAAUUGAAAAACUCAAUGGCCGAAUUAAUAAUAGCUUUGGACCUAAAGAAAAACAAAGUUACGGAAGGAUUUCAAGAUAUUUUCGUGUACGCCACAUCGAUCGUUGGUUUGGUACUCGUCAUCAUCUUUCUUUACAUUAUAAAACUGAUAAAAAACAAAUUACAAAAGGAAGUACGCAACCUUGAGUUAUUAGUUGAGGACUUGAUUAUUGUUUAA